Messenger RNA from Blastomyces dermatitidis ER-3, 2195 nucleotides. RefSeq names its product CUE domain-containing protein, variant. The record is from RefSeq and is a predicted model, not a curated record. Bases 184 to 1482 code for a protein of 432 amino acids. Gene Ontology annotation, molecular function: ubiquitin binding; ubiquitin conjugating enzyme binding. NCBI's taxonomy places the organism in Eukaryota, Fungi, Ascomycota, Eurotiomycetes, Onygenales, Ajellomycetaceae. Gene Ontology annotation, cellular component: cytoplasm. The transcript is spliced from 5 exons. Gene Ontology annotation, biological process: ubiquitin-dependent protein catabolic process.
CUCAGCUUGGUUCUACACGUUGUCAGAUAAGGUUGGAAUCGAGAUGGACAGGGAACAGCGACUGCACUGCCUUGCGAUUCAUAUAUCUCUAAAUGACCAGCUAUCUUCUCCCAAUUUUUGCACUCUAAUAGAUAUUUUGAUCUCAAUACCUACAACUACAUCAUUCAAACAAACACCGUCACCAUGUCCGACGGAGAAAAAACUGCUUUAGCUUCACAGAGCAAUCACCCAGAGUCUCCAACUACAGCUCGACCUCUGGAUUUUGACGAUGAACCCCAAGAAUCCGGUGUGAUACCAAUGCAGACACCUUCAGCGCCCAACCUAUCUUCUACAGGCGGCAACGAAGGUGCCCCGCCAAAACCACCCCGACCACUCAGCCCUAUGCAACAGGCCGAAAUCAAUUUAAAAGAAGCGUUUCCCAGUAUCGAUGCCAGCGUUAUAAAAGCCGUUUUGGUAGCGAGCGAUGGGAAUGUGGAAAGAUCAUUCCAUGCGCUGCUUGGCAUGUCGGACCCUGAUGCGCAAGUGGAACUGCCUCCUAUGAUGCCCCCGCGACCACCCCGGAAGGACUCUCCCACUCAGCGACAGCUCGAGGCCGAUGAAAUGUAUGCGCGCCAGCUUGCGGAGCAUUACAGCGGAACGGGCCAGCGCCAUCGAGGCCCGAACUCUGCGUGGGAUCAUGAGCCCCGUUUGCCAAGACCUCACAGGGAGACCGGAUUAAAGCCCAAUGAGCUCUAUGAUGAUAGAGAACAUAACUUUUUUGAAGAUGAUUUACCGAUAAUUAAAGAAAACAUUCGCAAGGGAUUCUUGGAGACGCAGACAAAGGUUAACACUUGGGUUCAAAGUUUCAAGAAGAAGCUCGAGGGCGAAGAUGAUGAGGAUGAGUAUGGAAAUACCCCGCCUCGUCCAGCGCAAGGGUAUGCUCAAGGAUACGGAGAGCCCCAGACUUAUCGCACGAGGCGGAGCGGCGAGGCCAGACGGAGUGGUGAUCGUGAGCGGUAUGAUGCCGACCCCCAGGUCCUAGGCGAUGAUUUCUCUGCGUUGGAGUUGAGAGACACCGAAGCCCAACCACCACGCUCAUCACGACCCCUCGCAAACCCCGAUCUCUUCAAAUCCAGCUCACCAUCCCCAGACCGACGAAAAGUCUCUUUCCAAGAGGGUCCUCCGGACGAAAUACACGGUGCAUAUGGCCCCCGCGCUGCGUCUGAUAGAAACAGGCAGCCACCGUCCACUGGCGGCAACAACAAGUCCAGCAAAUGGCAACCACUCUCCGCAGUUGAGCCUUCACCCGUGGGAGACAACGACCCAUUCAGCCUAGGCGAUAGCGACGAUGAGAGGGAGCUUAGGAGUAAUAAUAAAGAUCUCAAGCCCGAUGAGGCUGAGAGGGUGAAGGAGGCUACCGCAGAAGCUAUGGCGGGAGAUAUUGGGGGUGAUUCUGCAAAGGCUGGGAGUAACAAUGCUAGCAAGCCCGCCGGCGGAACUUAGGCCAGACAUAGCUUCGGGUUGCUUAUAUUUUUAAUUUUUUUUUGGUCGUCAUACUUCUUCUUGUUUUCUUGCUGUAUACUCCUUUUCCAUCUUGUUUUUUACUCUGCAUAUGUUAUGGUAUGCUGGGUUACACAUUACUUCCACUUCGACUUCUACCUCAAAUUGCCUCCUUGCGCCUUACCUGCGGAGCUCGAGUAGUUAUUUUCCGUUAACAUCUUAGAAGCGACUAUGGUUCCUUGUCUAUUAUUUGGGUCUUAAAUUCACCAAUUUGAUGGGAACGGGGCUGACUAUUUUUGUUUCAAAUUGAUCCUUGCCUGGGCAUUUCAAUUCUUAAUCACUCACCCAACCCCCCCCAAUCUUUCUACCCCUGAAUCCUCUUCAUUUCUCCUCGCAUGGCAACACUUAGUGUCACUCGCUCACAAGCAUAGUCUCUUUACCUAGUAAAUGGCGUGGUCAAUUUAUCUUUAGGCAUGUUUCUUUCUGCUAUGUAUAGUACGGUACAUAACUGCAACAUAAGAAAUCAAGAUCAUAUCCCCCUUUAUCUCCAGAUGAUUUUCGAAAAGUUCCCUGGCUAUCCCAGGCCAUAUUCUAAAAAUGCUAAUUGAAUCCAGGGACCAUGUCAUCAGAAUCCACUUCAGCAAAGAUUAGUUAGUUUCACUCUUCCUUAAAGCAGGUUGAAAGGUUGGUGAGUAUUGGUUUUUUGUAUUCCCCAG